Durotheca rogersii is the source of this 832-nucleotide messenger RNA. RefSeq lists its product as uncharacterized. Bases 105 to 746 code for a protein of 213 amino acids. Lineage: Eukaryota; Fungi; Ascomycota; Sordariomycetes; Xylariales; Xylariaceae. The record is from RefSeq and is a predicted model, not a curated record. The transcript has 2 exons.
ACUUCGCUGUCGACAUCACCCCUCGAUCACAAUCCAGUCAUACGCACACCGGCACGCACGCACACGUAGAUACGCGCUCACUUACACACCCUCAGACACACGCCAUGGCACCAAUCAUGCAGCAGCUCGUACUCAGUCUCCUGUCCUCGCUCGGCAAUCCCCUCUCUCCACCCCAUUCGCAGCUCCCCUCGCCGGCUCCCGCCCCCUCCCCGUCCCCCGUUGCGUACACGGACUCGCUCGUGGCCCCGGUGCCGGCGGAGCACUACGCGCGGUACCUCACCUUUCUGGCCGUGGGCACGCGCACCUUUCGGUGCGACGCGUCCCGAGGCGGCGCCGCGGCGCCGUACCGCUUCGCAUCCUUCGAGUACGACCUAUACGACGCUGACGCCGACUCGGAGCGCGCGUUCCUCGUCGGCCGCCACGUGCUGAUGCCGCACCGCGACGCCUCCGGCGGAAACUCCAUCUUCUACACGGCGAACGACACGUUUACGUACUGGGUCGGUAACACAACGCUCGUCAUCCCGGACCCGCUGGCCGCGAGCCCGCUCGACAUGGCGCUCGAGCGGGAGCUCCGGACCGAGGCGUCGGAGCCGAAGCCGAGCGCCGGCAAGUACGACCUCGGCGUCGCCGUCUACGCCACGCGGUUCGGCGCCAAGGGCGGCAACCUCCCCGCCGACGCCGAGUGCACCGGCGAGCGGACUAUCGCCUCCGAGACGUACUACUCCAUGUUCAAGCAGGUGCUGUGAGAGCAAGUGAGAGAGAGCGAGAGGGAGGAAGGGGAGGGGAAGGAGGCGAGGGAUGUUGUGCCGCAGAGGAAAUCCGCGCGCGUAGG